Metarhizium brunneum ARSEF 3297 is the source of this 1071-nucleotide messenger RNA. RefSeq lists its product as uncharacterized. The record is from RefSeq and is a predicted model, not a curated record. Lineage: Eukaryota; Fungi; Ascomycota; Sordariomycetes; Hypocreales; Clavicipitaceae.
AUGGCUUCCACCAAGGUUCUUUGGCUGGCAAUUUUGGUUACGAGCACAGCGAACGCCGCCAAGUAUGCUGACAGAACUGUGGCCAUUACCACAUCGCACACUCACUGUACUCCCGUCACCCUGAAACCCUCCAUUACUGUUACCGCCACACCAAUCAAGGCCUACACGACGACAAGCAGCAGUUCCUACUAUGACGGCCAUGCCUACCUCAUUGGCGAUGGCUCAGAUGAUGUGGUGUAUGUCCAGCGGUUUUACUCGCCGGGAGCAAUCCCCGCUUCGAAUCUAACAAGUUCUACGCGUGACUAUAACCAGACGGAUUUUACGAGCACCGAUUUCUUCCAGACCAUGGAGCUUACGGCACCCUCGAGUUGCCCGACACCCUUUACAGUCACAGCUAGCAGCCAGGUUUUGGUACCUGAGGAAGUGAUUGACCAGGUCUCCAUCAAGUCGGCAACUACGAUCAGGACUACAAUUGACUACGAUGACACCGCAUAUACCUACACCUUGGUCUCUGCAUUCUUGGCAAGCACUUCUCGUCCCACCGGUGCCGCUGCGACUCGCAAUUACAUAUACAUGCCCUACAUUACGGACUGCAGAAAUCCAACCUCAACUCCCAGACCGACAAGCGACGGCAGGGGCGGACCCAGCAAUGGUGACGAUAGUGGUAACAGCAUCAACCAGGGCUUGCGCUAUCGAUAUCCCAUGGAGCUGCUGGGCGUCCAUGCAAAGUAUACAUAUGGAAAUCCCGCACAAGGCGAAAAACUGGUCCAAGAUUGCAUGCAGCGGGACAGAUGCCAAUGGCACCACCGCAAAGCCAGUCCCAGACUCCUCCGCUACCGCCACGAGCACGACUCGCGGGCCGCAAUCGUAGAUCUGUCAGCUCAGACUCGGUACUUCCGCCUGUGCCAGAAGAGGCAGGGCCAUCAUCCGCCAAAGCCAGGGGAAAAGAGGUGGAAACAGACAUCAGACGUUCAAGCCGGCCCAGCGCCCAAGAUUGAGGAUGACAUGAAUGGACGCUCGACAGAGUCGGGAACACACCAAAAUGACCCCAAGGACAAGGACAACGCCUGA